AUGCAUUUCCUCGUCGUCGUACUCGUGCACCUUGCCAUGGCCGUCACGGCAUCCCCCGGCCACCCCCCGUUGGCCAACUCGACGGGCGUGGUGUGGAUCCCCUCGACGACGGACCAGAGCACCUGCGAUCCGGCGACGUUUGUGCCUCCGGCGCCCGACGAGCGGCCGAGGCUCGAGCCGGCCGACUGGCGCGAGUGUGCCGCCCUUCACUCUCAAUGGGUGGCCGCCAACGGUACCCUUCGCGUCGUGGUGCCCCAUCCGGUUUCCUGUCAUGCCAACGCCUUCGUGCCGCUGGUCCAGGCUCGCGACUGCGUGCUCGCCGUCAAGCCCCUCGACGCGGCCAAGGCACCCUUCACGGUGGGCGAUGCCGAUGUGGCCACCCUGCUCUACACGAGUCUGCUUCAAUUUUCCUCGGGCACCCUCCUGGCUGUCGGCGGCGUCGUCAACUGUGAGGACGCGAGCGGCGAGAGGGCCGCCUUGAGCUGGCGCAUUGCCAAGACGGCGAGGUGA
Messenger RNA from Drechmeria coniospora, 510 nucleotides. RefSeq lists its product as uncharacterized. The record is from RefSeq and is a predicted model, not a curated record. The transcript has a single exon. The coding region runs from base 1 to 510 and encodes 169 amino acids. Lineage: Eukaryota; Fungi; Ascomycota; Sordariomycetes; Hypocreales; Ophiocordycipitaceae.